Mesocricetus auratus (golden hamster) is the source of this 600-nucleotide messenger RNA. RefSeq names its product mitochondrial ribosomal protein S33 (gene Mrps33). Gene Ontology annotation, cellular component: mitochondrion. The coding region runs from base 92 to 406 and encodes 104 amino acids. The record is from RefSeq and is a predicted model, not a curated record. The transcript has 3 exons. Lineage: Eukaryota; Metazoa; Chordata; Mammalia; Rodentia; Cricetidae.
CGGGCCUUCCGGACGCGGGGGUGGGCGGGCCUUCCGGGCUGCGCGUGAGCCGGGUCGACCACAGGGAGUCUUGUUCCUCACUGCUUAAGAAAUGGCUUCAGAAUAUGCACUGCGUAUGUCUCGUCUGAGUGCCCGGAUCUUUGGUGAAGUGGCCAGGCCUACUGAUUCAAAGUCCAUGAAAGUGGUGAAUAUGUUCAGUGAGCAGCCCUUGGCCAAAAGGAAAGAGACUUACGACUGGUAUCCAAAUCACAACACGUACUUUGCGCUCAUGGGCACACUGCGUUUCCUUGGCCUUUAUAGAGAUGAGCAUCAGGAUUUUAAGGAUGAGCAAAGACGUCUAAAGAAGCUCCGUGGAAAGGAGAAACCAAAGAAAGGAGAAGGGAAAAGAGCUACGAAAAAGAAAUAAUAGAAUCAGUUGUCAUUAAAGGAAAUUCCUUCCUCAGUGACUAAGAAAGUCUAUCUGUUACCUUUUCACAUAUUAGAGGAAUGUGACCUGCCUCGGUGGGCAUCAACCCCGUGUUCUCAUCCACUUCAGUUAAGCUGUGAUGGUUUCUUAGAGAUGUUCUAAUUCUUCAAAUUAUAUCUGCCUUGGUUUUGUAA